Molecule: messenger RNA, 1604 nt
Organism: Lactuca sativa (garden lettuce)
Lineage: Eukaryota; Viridiplantae; Streptophyta; Magnoliopsida; Asterales; Asteraceae
Product: transcription factor TCP15
Cellular component (GO): nucleus
Molecular function (GO): sequence-specific DNA binding; DNA-binding transcription factor activity
Source: RefSeq, a predicted model, not a curated record
UCCCACUCAUUGUCUUUGUUGCUUAAAGCUUGCCCUCCUUCCUUAUCUUCCCACGUAUCUCUACAAAAAAUCAAAUGCGAAACAAUUUCAAUAUUCAACAUUUCAAGAGAGAGACUGUUCAUGUUUUUGAAAGAGAAAGAAUUUAAGACCCACAAAACCCUAAUUCAGUUCACAUAAGUGAAGACACACACAGUGUGUUUGUGUGUGUGUGUGUGUUUCUUGUGGGUUUUAGUGCGUGUAUUGUGUAAGUUCAUGCGAUCAUGGAUGGUGGUGAUGAUCACUUCCACCAUCGCCCAAAUUUCCCUUUUAAACUACUUGAAAAGAAAGACGAUGAAGCUGCCAGCUGCUCCUCCUCCGGCACUGCUGCAUACCCUUCUCUUGCCAUCUCCGCCGACACUAAUCUAAACCCUGGGCUUAGAUCCAACACCUCUAAUAUGCAAAUUAUAACCACCGCCACCACUUCCUCCGCCGAGCCUUCAAAGAAACAACCCCCCAAGAGAACUUCCACCAAAGAUCGGCAUACAAAGGUCGACGGCCGCGGCCGCCGUAUCCGUAUGCCGGCUUUAUGUGCCGCAAGGGUUUUCCAGCUUACCCGUGAGCUUGGACACAAGUCUGACGGUGAAACCAUUGAGUGGCUCCUGCAACAGGCUGAGCCUUCCGUCAUCGCAGCCACCGGAACUGGUACUAUCCCGGCGAACUUUACUUCACUCAAUAUCUCACUCCGGAGUUCUGGGUCAAGUAUGUCGGUUCCGUCGCAGCUACGAUCCACUUAUUUCAAGCCGAAUUUCACUCUCCCACAAAGGAGGAAUCUUUUUCCCGGAAUUGGGUUAUCUCCAUCGGAGAAUUCUUCAUCUAAUCUUUUGAGUUUUGGGUCGACGAUGAAUCUGAAUCAGAUGUUACAAGCGAAGCAAGAAAUGAGGGAUAAUACGGUCGAGUUAUCAGAGAUGGAGGAGGGAAUGGGAAGGAAACGACGGCCUCCGAUGGAGCUGGAUUUAUCGUCACAACACCAACAACAGAUGGGAAACUAUUUGAUGCAGUCAAGCGCCGGAGCGAUGGCGGCUAGUCACCCAUCGAUUCCGGCGAACUUUUGGAUGGUCUCUAAUCCUAACCAACACCAAGUCAUGAACGGCGACCCUAUCUGGACUUUUCCGAACGUAAAUAACAGUGCUGCUGUGUAUAGAGGAACGGUUUCUAGUGGCUUACAUUUUAUGAAUUUUCCGACACCCGUCGCGCUUCUGCCUAGUCAACAACUAGGAGCGGGAAUCGGCGGUAACAAUGGUGGUGGUGGUGGUGGUUGUUAUAGUGAAGGGCAAUUGAACAUGCUUGCUGGAUUAAAUCCUUAUCGGCCAAUAUUCGGUCCAGGGUUAUCUGAACCUACGGCGAGUGGGUCUGAGUCUCAGUCUCACCACCGCAGCGGCGGUGGCGGUGAUGAUCGGCAUGAUACAACCAGCCACAACUCGUAGCCGAUUCCCGCCUCCACAAUCGUGUUGUUAAAUUUGAUGUGUAAAACACACACGUGAGGUUUGAUUUUCUCCAUUUUUUUGAAAAAUUUCAAAAACAAUUCUUAUAUAUUCUGAUUUUUAAUAUUUUAUUUAAUUUUUCCA